Neurospora hispaniola is the source of this 987-nucleotide messenger RNA. RefSeq lists its product as uncharacterized. The record is from RefSeq and is a predicted model, not a curated record. NCBI's taxonomy places the organism in Eukaryota, Fungi, Ascomycota, Sordariomycetes, Sordariales, Sordariaceae. The coding region runs from base 1 to 987 and encodes 328 amino acids. The transcript is spliced from 4 exons.
AUGGUGGCCAUACUCAGGUCGAUAUCUCUCCUCACUUUCGCAGCCGCGAGUGCACUGAUACAAAGUCAGCCCGCUCCCGGUGGCUGUACCGCCAGUCCCUUCACCGUCUCAAGUUGGUUCUACCAAGAUUUCACCGCCAAUCGUGCCGAACAUCAUGAGCCUUACAACCGCGUAAACAGAGCAACCAACUAUACUCUGGACAUAGGACUUGCUGGAGCAGUCGAGCUCAAAGCAACUACCGCUAUCGUCCAUGGAGAUGCAUCGUGGUACUGCAAUGACAGAACGACUCCGAAAGCGUAUGGCGUCCAUCAGUCCAUUUGUGGCGGCGAUACGUGCAAAUCGUCCAACCCAGUGGACUUGGUGAAGAGCUCGCUUUCAAGACCUGAUGCGAUCACGCCUGCAUACGCCGAGGGACCGCCGGAGCACAAAAUUCCAGGCCGUGGUGCCCUUUCCAAAACGCCAAAAUGGACACUAGGAACCAUCAUCAUCAACGAGACUGGAGACGGAUCUUCUGUCAUUCAGACUCAGUCAAUCCAGUUCCAAGUCACCAAUGAAGCCACGGUGCAUGUAGUCGGUUGCCUGAACUACUUUCUGGCUGACGCGGGAGAGGAUCCACGUCUUCGGAUUAACUGCAGCGGGCGUACAGAUCGCAAGAGUCGUGUCUCCGCUCAAGGCCAAGCCCUCUCAGCAACGCCCCCUCCUCUAUCGAAGAUCCGAUCCCGAUCGUAUACGGUUGCACCAUCUCUCCUGUCGUCUCUCCCUCACGGGUCCUCAGUAGCUUUGAACUCGACAACCUGCACAGGUGACGACGUGAGUUUGGCAGCCAUCAACUUCAACCUGCGGCUCAACACUCAGAAUAGCCUCUUCGACUUCCCAGUCUUCGUCUACCAUGACGACCUCGAACUGAGUGAUGCCGAAACCUGGUAUACUGGUUCGUUUGGCGCUGGUCAACAGUCUCGUGCGCCGAAGACUUGCUCGUUCCGGUAG